AAAAUAAUUAAAUUUUAUCUACAUCACCGUACUCCGUAGUGAUUAGUCAUUCGAUUACGGAGCACGAAAAUGAACCAUUAGUCAUCCUCUAACAUUCAAAUAAACAAACUUUCAUCACCCAUUCUCAUUUCGCCCCAUUUCUUUCUCUCUUUUCAUUUUCUCUCUCCUAUUUUGUUCUGUCUUUUAUCACACCACCUCCCUCCAUACCCUUUCCCUCUCUCCCCCUGUUUCCCGCAGUUUUUCUCCAUUUCCUGCUACUCCCAUCAUCAAAUCCCUAAAUCAAUCAAAACAAAAAAAACCCUUUUCAAAUUCAUCAAUAUAUUGUUUCAAUUGAUUCAUUUGAACUCCUGCAACAAACACAGCAGAAGGAUCAAUUUUUUUUGAUAAUCAGUAAAUUUCAGCUUCUGGGUUUUAAAAUUUCAAAAAACAAAAACCAGAUAAAAAUGCAGGAAGAAAACCCCAGUUCAAAUCCAGUCAUAUUAUCUUCAGAUGAUGAAGAAGAACCCAUUAAAAACGACUAUCAAAUAGUCUUAUAUGAUCCAACAAAGGCAAAUGCAAACAACAACCUAGCCAUGGCCGUAGCCGAACCCGAACCCGAUCCGAUACAUUGGAAACCGCCAUUGAUGCAAAAUUCAGGAGGAGGGGGAGGAGGAGCUCAAAGAGUGUUACCAGCAGUUGGUUCAUUUACAGUUCAAUGUGCUAUGUGCUUCAAAUGGAGGCUUAUACCAACAAAGGAGAAAUAUGAGGAGAUUAGAGAACAUAUUUUACAGCAACCAUUUACAUGUGAUUUAGCUAAGGAAUGGAGGGGUGAUAUUUGUUGUGAUACUCCUACUGAUAUUGAGCAGGAUAAUAGUAGAUUGUGGGCUAUUGAUAAACCUAAUAUUUCUCAGCCUCCUCCUGGUUGGGAAAGGGAGCUUAGGAUUCGCGGUGAAGGCUGCUCUAAAUUUGCUGAUGUGUACUAUAUCGCACCAACUGGUAAGAGACUUCGGUCAAUGGUUGAGGUUCAGAGAUACUUGUUGGAGCAUCCAGAAUACAUUAUGCAAGGAGUGACACUAUCCCAGUUUUCAUUUCAAAUUCCUAAGCCUCUGCAAGAGAAUUAUGUCAGAAAGCGCGCUGCUCGUUCACCUAUGCCUGAUGGCUCCAAUUUUGGGAUGGCAAGACCUCUCCAGACCAUUGCAGCGAGUCCUUUAUCAUGGGCUGCCCCAGAUGAUGCUUCAGCCUUACAGAUUAGUCGACCUGGGCCAUAUGGCUUUUCGGCCAACACUGGUACUCCGCCAGCAAGAAAGAAGGCUCGGCCAUCAGCAAAUCACACACAUAGCAGCAUUCCAUUGCAGCACAAUCCACAUAAAUUCAAGAUCAAAGGUCCCCGCCUACCUCCGAAUGGUGUCUAUGACCUGUGAGUUUUUAGGAGCUCCACAUUUUGGGAUACAAUUAGUUUAGAAAUGUGUUAUAUAUAGCCUUUGCAUAUGGUAUGUCCUACACAGUGUGGUUCAAGGAAGUGAAAUAUGAUUUUUUUGUGAACUCAUUAAAGAUUUAGAAAGUUGAUGAAAAAAUGAGGAUGGGGGGAUUUGAUGAGGGAGUGUUUCAAACUAGCCUUUUGGUGAUUUCUUUUGCUCAAGCUGUAAUACCCUAUGGUUUCAAACAAAGAAAUGAGGAAAGUAUAUCUAAUGGAAUAGCUUUCAAACUACAUUUUCCAUUGAUUCCAAAAUAUGGUAUAUAUAAUUACAGAGAUACUCCAUCCGUUUUUAAAUACUUA
Messenger RNA from Chenopodium quinoa (quinoa), 1756 nucleotides. Its product is annotated as methyl-CpG-binding domain-containing protein 2-like. Lineage: Eukaryota; Viridiplantae; Streptophyta; Magnoliopsida; Caryophyllales; Amaranthaceae. Gene Ontology annotation, molecular function: zinc ion binding; DNA binding. The coding region runs from base 444 to 1400 and encodes 318 amino acids. The transcript has 5 exons. The record is from RefSeq and is a predicted model, not a curated record.